UCUCUCUCUCUUUCCCUAUCUAUAUCUCUCUAUAUAAGCCACUUACCUUCAUUUACACCUCCCUUUUCUCCUUCUUCUUCUUCUUCCUUUUUCUCCUUCUGGGAACCACCCCUACUCGAAGCUCUGGAGAAGAUGAAGUACUUCACAGAAAAUAUACUGUUGGUAAUUCAGAUGAUAUUGCUGGAAUAUCCUCCGACCUCUCAACUCACUGUUUAUGGAUUUUCAGAUGAGAGUUUUCUUCCAUCUUCCCACAGCUUCUGAUCAACCCACCAUCCUCUCCUCCUCUUCUUCUUCUUCUUCUUCUUCCUGUCUUCACUGUCUCAUUUAUAUCUACAUAUAUAGAUACACCAGUUUGAUUCAGACACCGUAAUAUAUGGGUUGAUCCUCAUGCAUCACUCAAUUAUAAGUGAAGUAGAUCAAACCAGCAGCAACAACAACAUAGAUUUCUACAAAACAUCGUACCAGAUGGCGACCUACUUUCAUGGCAAUCCAGAAAUACAGGGUCCCGACGGUCUACAAACCCUCGUCCUCAUGAAUCCAACUUACGUUCAAUACUCCGACAACCCUCCGCCACCGCAGGCGCCACCGCCACCUCAACAUAGCAAUCUUUUUUUCCUCAACUCAGCCAACUCACUCUCUCCCCACGCGCCGCCCCCCCACACCCAGCAAUUCGUCGGUAUCCCCCUCCCUGCAACCGCCGCAACGACCGCCGCCGCUCCUCAAGACCCAGCUGAUAUCUCCACCUUGCAUGGUCUCCUUCCACGCCUCCACUACAACCUGUACAACCCCAUCGACCCCUCUCAGUCGGCGCGUGAUAAUCCACGCGCUCCUCAGGGAUUGUCUUUGAGCCUCUCGUCCCAGCAGCCGCCCGGUUUCAGGUCACAGGCUCAAGCGCUUUCGGCCGAGGAUAUGCGGGUCUCGGGUGGGUCGGCAUCUUCCGGGUCGGGUGUUACAAAUGGAGUCUCGGGUAUGCAGGGCGUGCUGUUGAGCUCCAAGUACUUGAAAGCUGCUCAGGAGCUUCUUGAUGAAGUUGUUAGUGUUAAUAACAAUGGAAUUAACAAUAAGGUUGAAUUAUCAAAGAAGGGAAGUGGGAGUAACAAUAGCAGUAAUGGUAGUAAGGCGAUCGGAGAAUCCUCCGUCGGUGCCGGAGAUGGGUUGGUCGGCGGUGAAGCGGGCGGGAAACGUGCCGCCGAGCUGACUACGGCCGAGAGGCAGGAAAUUCAGAUGAAGAAGGGAAAGUUAAUUAGCAUGCUUGAUGAGGUGGAACAAAGGUACAGACAGUAUCACCACCAGAUGCAAAUAGUAAUAUCUUCUUUCGAGCAAGCUGCUGGUAUCGGUUCUGCCAGGACAUACACGGCCCUCGCUCUGAAAACAAUCUCAAAGCAAUUCCGAUGCCUGAAAGAUGCCAUUACUGGUCAAAUUCGAGCUGCAAACAAGAGCUUAGGCGAAGAUGAUUGCCUUGGAGAUAAGAUUGAAGGUUCCAGGUUCAAAUUCGUUGAUCAUCAUCUUCGACAACAGCGAGCACUUCAGCAGUUGGGAAUGAUCCAGCAUAAUGCUUGGAGACCCCAGAGAGGAUUACCGGAAAGAUCAGUUUCUGUUCUUCGUGCCUGGCUGUUUGAGCACUUCCUCCACCCUUAUCCAAAAGAUUCAGACAAGCACAUGCUUGCUAAACAAACAGGGCUGACAAGGAAUCAGGUGUCUAACUGGUUCAUAAAUGCUCGAGUUCGGCUAUGGAAGCCAAUGGUUGAAGAAAUGUAUUUAGAGGAAAUCAAGGAACAAGAACAGAAUGGAUCAGAUGACAAAACAAGCAAGAGUGAACAUGAAGAUUCAGCAUCCAAAUCCAUGCGUCCUAAAGAGAAGAGUUCUGUCCCUGAAACUCAAGCCAAAGGCAGCCUAAAGUCCAAACAGGACAGCAUAGCCAACCAGAACAUUCCUUCAUCUAUGUCAAUUUCCACUGCUUCAACAUCUCCCAUGGGAGGAAAUCUGCGAAACCAGUCUGGAUUCUCGCUCAUUGGGCCAUCGGAACUGGAAGGUAUCACUCAAGGGAGUCCCAAGAAACUGAGAAGCUCUGAAAUGUUGCAGUCUCCGAGUAGCAUUCCAUCAGUAAACAUGGAUGCUAAGCAUGCUGAGGCUAACAAUGAGCAGAUUUCUAUCAAAUUUGGGGAUGAGAGGCAGAGUAGAGAUGGCUAUUCGUUCAUGGGAAGCCACAACAACUUCAUUGGAGGAUACGGACAAUACUCACUUGGAGAACUUGGAAGGUUUGAUGCAGAGCAGUUCACUCCCAGGUUUUCUGGCAAUGGUGUUUCCUUAACCCUUGGCCUUCCUCACUGUGAAAACCUUUCCUUGUCGGCAACCCACCAAACUUUUCUGCCAUCACAAAACAUUCAACUGGGAAGACGAGUGGAUCAGCUUGGCCAACCAAAUGAGUUUGGUGCCAUAAACACGUCAGCUCCUCACUCUUCAGCUGCAUAUGACAACAUCAACAUUCAGAACCGAAAGAGGUUUGCAGCUCAGUUACUCCCAGACUUCGUGGCCUGAUAAGAAAGCAUAACACCAUCAUUAUCAUCACCAUGUAGAAGUAAAGAACGACGAGCUACUUUCAUGGCUGCAAAGGUCUCUCUUCUUACUUUUUCUUGCUGUUCUCUUGAUUGUUAGGGAACAAAGAAGCUAAACAUGCAUGGUAGUGUAAAGAAAGAAGAAUUUUACUUAGUAUAGAAUCUUAUACUCUUCAUAGAACCAAUGAGUUCUUAGACAGCUUAGGAUUUAAGCAUAUAUAUGAUUGAGGAUUGUAUAUUAAUUUUUGUAAGUUUUGGAGAUGGGUAGAUGGGAUUGGUGUCAUAAGAUAAAAUUAGCUAUUUGGGUAUACCAAAAUAUAUUGAUUGUUAGUUAAUUAUAAAUGGUGUAAUUAAACUUGUGUUGUCUUCUAUGAAAUUAGUAUCAUAGUUCUAAAGUACUGAGAUA
This is a messenger RNA of Carica papaya (papaya), 2961 nucleotides long. RefSeq names its product BEL1-like homeodomain 1 (gene BLH1). The record is from RefSeq and is a predicted model, not a curated record. NCBI's taxonomy places the organism in Eukaryota, Viridiplantae, Streptophyta, Magnoliopsida, Brassicales, Caricaceae. Gene Ontology annotation, biological process: regulation of DNA-templated transcription. Gene Ontology annotation, molecular function: DNA binding.